AGAAUGAUGAGGUACGGAUCAAGUCUGACGAAGCUGGGUGGGGAAGCUGCGAGGCUGGGCGAAGCAAGACGCAGUACGAGCAUUCAGAGGCUCGGAGCGAGCGCCAAGACUCGUGGCACGGGUACAAGUUUGGGGACUGGAAGCAGCAGCUGGCGCGGGCUACUGAGCUGGACGUACGCGUUGGGCGGUUCGAUUGGUCGGAUCUGGUGGCCCUGUACCGCACAGAAGUGGGAGGGGAGGGUAGUUCUGCUGUCGCAGGUGGAGGAGGAGGGGGAGGUGGGGGAGGAGGAGAGGGGUUUUCUGACGCACCUGUGAUGGAAAAGAGCGGUAGUGUGGAGGUGACCAUCAACUCUGGCGGGAUUGUGUACUUUGCACUGUUCCAACAGAAGAUGCUCGAUGCUGGACCCCAACGGGGCGAUUUUGAGCACAAAGAAACAGAGGAGGAAGGCAGGAAUGGGGCGAUUGAGGAAAAGCUGGGGCCGCAAAUUCCGCCUCAAGACACACUCCAAAGCAAAGAUAACAGGGGAGUGGAAAAGGCUGGGAAGGAAUGGUUAGGACGUGAAGGACAAGGGUUAGAACACCAGCCACAACUGGCAGCAGCGUGCAUCAAAUUCGCGGGGUCGCGCAUUGUGGUGCAGUCUGAGCGAUUCGGAGCAGAGCUGGCCAUGCACCUGGGCAUUGCCACGCCGCAGGUGCGCGUGGUGCACAGGGGGAAUCACGGCAGAAGCAGCACCCACAGCAGCCCCGUGCUAUGCAGUGCCACUAACACCAACAGCAGCAGCAGCAACACCGGCAACACGGGUAGGAGAAGGGCCACAGUAGCUGGAACUUGCAGUAUGGCAUCUCUGGGUGGUUCUGGUGCUUGCAGCGACAACGACGACCGUUUCACAAUGGAUAAAGAAAACCAGCAGCGGGGGUUCCCCGGCCAGGUGGACGUUUGUGGUCGAGGCCAUGAUCCUUGUUUGUCGGCGCAUGAGCUUGCUGUGAAGCAGAGUCAGGAGUGGGAGGAGGUGGUUCUGGCUGUGGAACGACUGAGGGAGAGAGAGGUGGAGGCGAGAGGGGAAGGGGGUAGGAGCGGGAGAGGGGAGGAGGUGGACGGGAGGGAUGGUGGAGCGGAGGAGGGAGGGAGUGUGGUGGAAAGGAAGGAGAGUGGAGGGAAGGAGGAGGCGAGUGUGGUGGAGGAGUUUCUGGAAGCCCUGCAGCUGAGCCGAUGCUUCUUGUUCAUGGGAGACAAAAAUCAGGAGGAGCAGGGGAAUCAGGUAACUCAGCUGCCAGCAGGACAGGAGGUAGAGCACGUGCGUGUGCGGCAGGAGGUAGUGGUGAUUGAUUCGUCCAUCUGCCGCCGCGUGCCGCCCGGGCUGGCAGAGCAGGACAGGGAGGCCAUUCCACGCCUCGUGCAGCUGCUGCUGCAUGACCCCUGCUUUGCUGCCCACACCCUCUUCCACGCCUCCUUUGGUGCUCUGGGUGAGCAGCAGAAGCAGGAUAAGCUGAGCAUUCUGGGCGAGCGGGACAAGCAGGACAAGCUGCAUGUGUUGGGUUCUCUGGGUGAUGAGGUGGGUGCGAGGGAGGCGGUGGAGGAGAUGGGGCGCGUGCAGCGCACGCUGGCAGCGCUGCACUCGCGGCUGGACGACAUGCUCCGCGCCUUCCUCGCGUUUGUCACCUCCGUGCCUGCACUCGAUGGGCCAGGGGAGGGCGGACGAGGCCGGGAGGGCAGGAGAGGUGGGGAGAAUGGGCAGAGCGGGCGAUUGGGAGAGCGUGUGCGAAGUGGGGAGUUUGAGGCGGCUGCUGGAGGCUGGGAGAGUGGGGAGAGUGAGGGCCGGAUGGGAUAUGGUGGAGUCAACAACAAGGGAUGCGAUGGCGGUAAUAGUGGUGGUUUCGGUGGGAUUGGUGACUCCAGCGACAGCAGGAUUGGCGGUGGUGCUGGUUCCGACUUGAAGUGUGGUGGUGACAGCUGUUCUGGGCGGCGAGGACCUGCUACGAGACGAUCCUCGCCGUCUAUCUCGUGCCGCACUGCGCACAUGGCUGCGAGUAGGUUGGACUUUGGAAGUGUUGGUGGGGAGCGGGAGAACGACAGCAAGAGGGAUGGCAGCAGUGGUGCUAGUGGUGAUGAUGGGGUUACAGGCAGUGGUGAUGGCAGUGGUGGCGGCUGUGGCAGCAUUGGAGGUGGUGCUGCCAAAGAGCCAGAGAUUAUAACAGCAGCACAAAGGAUUACAGAUGUUGCUGAGGAGACAUCUGCAGGCCAAGGCACUGGACUGUUUCCUCCGCCUCUCUCCUUCACUUCCACAGCCCCUUCAUCUCAUUUGCCACUUCCUCCUCCUGUCCUAUCUCCUGUUCCUGAAGCGGAAGACCCCAUUUCCCCUGACUCUGUUCCUCCUUCCGCCACCACUGCAAUAGUCAGAAGAACCACGUCAUCACCAUCGCCUUCCACGUCAUCAUCCAUUCCGACAUCAUCAUUCUCCCACGAUGACUCAUCCAUAGCACCUGCUGACGCCAGCAGGACCCUAUAUCUGCCCUCCCUCCGCCCCCUUGCCAAUUCAGCAGCAGAAGAUCCGCUGGAAGAGCCUUUCAAUGCACCUGCCCCAGAUCUACCUUCCCCAGUAACACCCUCCCCCCACACUACCGGCUCACAUAGUACCGCCCUGUGGUCGCCCCACACCCCCAGGGACUUCGAAUCUUCCCUCAACUCCUCCCCCCAGGCGGCCCCUCUUUCCCCUCGAGCGCCCCCGUCUGCUGAAACCUCUCCCUGUAAGGGGUCACCCUGUAACGGGUCACCUUCUAACGAAUCACCUUCUAAAGCGUCACCCUCAACUCCUCCCUCUAACAGGUUUCCCCGUUGCGAGAGGUUCUUGAGUGCUGUCAACUCCCACCCUUCCUCCUCCUUUCCUCCCUCUCCUAGCGAGGAGUCGUACUCUCAGCAUGUGAUGAGGCGGAUAUCACCUCCCCCAGUCAUGCCUCCCUCUGCUGCUGGGCCUGCCAAAUCCGCAGUCAAAGCCGCUGCCUGGAGGGCGUCUCUGGGUGGUUUACCCUCGCGGCUGAGCAUGAAGAUUCGCGGAGUGAGGAAGUCAGCGCAGGGGGACGAGGAGCUGAGGGAGCAGGUGCAGCGGUGGGACGGGAUGAUGCGGGAGGAGGCGGGGCGGAUAUGCAAGGCGGCUGCAGUGCCGUUUGUGACGGGGUUUAUGGAGGCGAGUGGAGGGGGCGGGGCACACAGCCUCGUUGACGCGUAUGAACUCAAGGUUCGUCUACACCACCUGCUGGAGCGGUGGGGGCUUGUUCAAGACUCCAUGGCGACCGAACGCCCCUCGCUCGUCCUCCCCCACCUCUACCUUGGCUCCGCCAUUGCUGCCCGCUCCUUCCCCCUGCUGCACCACCUGAGCGUGCGCCACGUCGUCACGCUCUGCCCCACGGACCUGUUAGACCCUGAUGCGGAGCAGUCCCCCCUCUUCAACUACCUCGUUCUGCCGUCUCUAGAACUUGUGUUUCCAAACAUCCCUUCUUGCCCCUCUCGGCAUGUCUCAAAGUGUGCUCCCCACCUCGCCCUCCUCGCCCUCCUCUCCUCGCCCUUUUCCACCAUGCGCGACUCAGACCGGGAGGAUCUGAGCAAGUACAUUGACACAACAAGCAGCUUCCUGGAAGCAGCCAUCAGCAAGGGCGAGGGGGUGCUGGUGCACUGCUACGAGGGCCGCAGCCGAUCCGUGUCGAUCGUGCUCGCUUACCUCAUGACCAAAAGCAGGCCCUCACGAGGUACGUCAGAGGGUGCUGGUACACUGCCAGCCCAGCCCAACCCCACCCCAUGGCCCCACCUUCACUGCUCUUCGGACCGGGAGGACCUGAGCAAGUACAUCGACACAACAAGCAGCUUCCUGGAAGCAGCCAUCAGCAAGGGCGAGGGGGUGCUGGCGCAUGCCCCUGGCGGAGGCAUGGGUGGUGUUGCAGUGCAUGCCCCUGGCGGAGGCAUGGGUGGUGCUACAUACUGCCCACCCCCAUGGCGCCCCCAACACCGCCUUCCUCCGCCAGCUCGUGGCCCUCGACAGACGGCUCUUCCCCCCCCCACCCUCCUGCGCCUUCCUUUCCCAUUUUCCCUCUUCCUUUCCCCUUACCAUCUCUUUUCGCUAACUCUUCUUCCUCUGUGGCCCCCACCCGGCGCCCCUUGCCUCCUCCCCCCGCCCCUCGUUCCCCACUCCCCCCCUGUCCUUUCCCCCCAGGCGCAUGCCCCUGGCGGAGGCAUGGGUGGUGCUGCAUUCCGCCCACCCCCAUGCCGCCCCCAACACCGCCUUCCUCCGCCAGCUCGUGGCCCUCGACAGACAGCUCUUCCCCCCUCCCCCUCCUCCAUCUCCGCCUCCUCUUCUCCCUCCUCCCACCGCUGCCCAAACUCCUCCCUGUGA
Closterium sp. NIES-65 is the source of this 4382-nucleotide messenger RNA. The record is from the annotation of a GenBank genome assembly. NCBI's taxonomy places the organism in Eukaryota, Viridiplantae, Streptophyta, Zygnematophyceae, Desmidiales, Closteriaceae.